Messenger RNA from Arabis nemorensis, 213 nucleotides. Lineage: Eukaryota; Viridiplantae; Streptophyta; Magnoliopsida; Brassicales; Brassicaceae. The record is from the annotation of a GenBank genome assembly.
AUGGUUCAAAUGCCUCGGUACAGUUAUGAGCUUAUGAUCGGUCAAGUAGACGAGAGUGGAUUAUCUCGUCAAGUCUCCAGGAGAGAACAAACGGUUCAAAUACCUCAGUGCGGUUAUGAGCUCAUGAUCAGACAAGUAGAUGAGAAUAGAUUAUCUCGUCAAGUCUCCGAGAAAAAACGGUUCAAAUGCCUCAGUCCGGUUAUGAGCUCAUGA